AUGAAAGCAAUUGCUUCCCUUUCACGCUACUUUGCCACUGCCAGACAACUAUCUUUCACAGAAGAUUUAUGCAAUAGGAUUUUGGAUCAAUACCCAGAUAUCAAUACACUUAAAAAACUCCAUGGUAAGGUUUUGAACGACCAAUAUCUUCGCUGGAAUCCAUCUGUUGGCAUUAAAUUGAUGAGAGUUUAUGCUGCUUGUGGUGAACCAGGGCUCGCACGCCACAUAUUUGAUGAAAUUACUGACAAGAAUGUUGUUUUCUUUAAUGUUAUGAUUAGAAGCUACGUUAAUAAUCAUUUAUACAAAGAUGCUUUACUUGUUUAUAAAACCAUGUAUACCCAAGGAUUUGUUCCUGAUAUGUACACUUAUCCUUGUGUUUUAAAGGCUUCUUCUAGGUCUGAUAGCUUGUGGGUUGGUUUGCAAAUUCAUGGCGCUGUUCUGAAAAUUGGGCUUGAUUUAAAUUUAUAUGUUGGGAAUGGAUUAAUUGCUAUGUAUGGAAAGUGCAAGUCUUUGAAAGAGGCUCAACAAGUGCUUGAUGAAAUACCGUGUAGAGAUGUAGUUUCCUGGAAUUCAAUGGUUUCUGUGUAUGCACAAAAUGGACGGUUUAAUGAUGCAUUGGAGCUUUGUAGAGAAAUGGAGGCUUUAAACUUAAAACCUAAUGAUUGCACAAUGGCUAGCCUUUUGCCUGCUGUCACUAACACUACUUCCGAUAAUGUUCUGUAUGUUAAGGAAAUGUUUUUGAAGCUGACCAAAAAGAGUGUCAUUUCUUGGAACGUGAUGAUUGCUAUGUAUGUGAACAAUUCAAUGCCUAAAGAAGCAGUAGUCUUAUAUUCACAGAUGGAAGCAAACGGCGUUGAACCCGAUGUUGUCUCUAUUGUUAGUGUUCUUCCUGCUUAUGGUGAUCUUUCUGCUCUGUCACUAGGAAGGAGAGUUCAUAAGUUCGCUGAGAGAAAGAAGCUGCUUCCAAACUUGCUUUUGGAGAAUGCACUGAUUGACAUGUAUGCAAAAUGUGGGUGUUUACGGGAUGCAAGAGCAGUAUUUAAUCAAAUGCAGUUUCGGGAUGUUGUUUCAUGGACUUCUAUAAUCUCUGCUUAUGGUAAGUGCGGCCAGGGCCGAGAUGCUGUGGCAGUGUUUGCAGAAAUGCGGAACUCGGGUUUGAAUCCAGAUUCAAUCGCCUUUGUUUCUGUUUUAGCAGCCUGUAGUCAUGCAGGAUUACUAGAUGACGGGCGAUAUUACUUUAAUCUAAUGGCGGAAUGUGGGAUAACUCCAAAGUUAGAACACUUUGCUUGUGUGGUGGAUCUAUUAGGACGUGCUGGAAAGAUAGAUGAGGCAUAUGGCUUUAUCAGACAAAUGCCUUUGGAACCUGAUGAAAGAGUUUGGGGACCUCUGUUGAGUGCUUGUCGGGUUUAUUCGAACAUGAAUAUUGGGAUUCUGGCUGCUGAUAAACUUUUGAUGUUGAAUCCUGAGCAUUCAGGUUACUAUGUCUUGCUAUCCAACAUUUAUGCAAAAGCUGGAAGAUGGGCAGAUGUCGCAGCCAUCAGAUCAAUCAUGGAGAGAAAGGGAAUCAAGAAAUUACCUGGUAUUAGUAAUGUGGAGCUCAAUGAUGGUGUUCACACAUUUCUUGCUGGUGACCACUCACAUCCUCAGUCAAAAAAGAUAUACGAAGAGUUGGAUGUAUUAGUUGGUAAAAUGAAAGAGCUUGGUUACAUGCCUGAGACUGAUUCUGCACUUCACGAUGUGGAAGAGGAGGAUAAGGAAUACCAUCUAGCAGUCCAUAGUGAGAAGUUAGCUGUUGCCUUUGCUAUUAUAAACACAAAGCCGGGAACUCCAAUUAGAGUUACCAAGAAUCUUCGAGUUUGUGGAGAUUGCCAUGUUGCUGCAAAGCUCAUCUCCAAGAUUGCAGAACGUGAAAUAAUCAUUAGGGAUACUCACCGUUUUCACCAUUUUCAGGAGGGAUGCUGUUCUUGCGGCGACUAUUGGUGAUUGAUUUUGAACACCAAUCUAAGAAUUAUAUUAUGUCUCGCCCACUCGGAUUCUGCAAGUGAGGAAAUGGAUGAAAUAUUAUAUAACAAUGAGGCCAAGUAGCAAAAAGACGAUGAUGUCAAGGAAGAUUAUUCUUGCCAAGUGCUGCUUCUUCCUGUCUAGUCAAAGCUUAAUGAUGCUCCUCAUGGAGAAGAGGGAAAAGAAAAGAAAGAGGAGACCCAAGAAGAAUGGGACGAAGUGAUGACAUGGAGAACCUUUCUUAGAGUGCCUGCCGUUCUAAAUUCUACAGGGCCCUAACUGAAGAGGCCCGAAACCUGCUGCCAAGCUAGUCCAUUUAGAGACAGAAAGGAUCUCUAGAUUGUCUUUUGGAUUAAUGACGAAUAUAUAAGGACGUAUUCGAAAUGCGGCAGAAUCAGCUCAAUCCUUAUUGCUUAUAAACGAGAUUGUCCCCCAUUUGACCAGUUGGCUAAACAUGGAUAGCUUAAAAAGUGGUAGUAGAUCAUGAACAAUUGAAACUCAUAACAGACAUUGUAUAUAGACGUUAUUUAUAUCACGAAACGCACGCAAUUCAUUUGACCCAGAAAUAAUAAUAAAAAAAAGAAGACGGGCCAUACUUUUGAUCUA
Molecule: messenger RNA, 2607 nt
Organism: Ricinus communis (castor bean)
Lineage: Eukaryota; Viridiplantae; Streptophyta; Magnoliopsida; Malpighiales; Euphorbiaceae
Product: putative pentatricopeptide repeat-containing protein At3g49142
Exons: 1
Coding region: 1-1983 (660 amino acids)
Biological process (GO): RNA modification
Molecular function (GO): zinc ion binding; protein binding; RNA binding
Source: RefSeq, a predicted model, not a curated record